AUCUCCCCCACGCAGCCGCCGUCUCCAAUCCAUCCCCCCUCUCCUCCUCCUCCUGCCCGCCUCUGUUCGUCGCCAACACCGGCAGCAAGCCGCAGCACCACCACCCAAGGAGAACGAAACCCAUCUUUGAAGCAAUGGCGAAGAACCCCAAGGUAUUCUUCGACAUCCUGAUCGGCAAGGCCAAGGCGGGCCGCGUGGUGAUGGAGCUGUACGCGGACAAGGUGCCCAAGACGGCGGACAACUUCCGGUUCCUCUGCACGGGCGAGAAGGGCCUGGGCAAGAGCGGCAAGCCGCUGCACUACAAGGGCUCGGCGUUCCACCGCAUCAUCCCGGGCUUCAUGUGCCAGGGCGGCGACUUCACCCGCGGCAACGGCACCGGCGGCGAGUCCGUCUACGGCGCCAAGUUCGCCGACGAGAACUUCGCGCUGCGCCACACGGGGCCCGGCGUGCUCUCCAUGGCCAACGCGGGCCCCCACACCAACGGGUCCCAGUUCUUCAUCUGCACCGCGGCCACGCCCUGGCUCGACGGCAAGCACGUCGUCUUUGGGCAGGUCGUGGACGGCUACGGCGUCGUGCAGAAGAUGGAGGCCGUCGGCUCCGGGGACGGCAAAACGGCGGAGCAGGUCGUCAUCGAGGACUGCGGCCAGAUCGCCGACGAGUAGUUUAGGGCGUGCUUUGUAUUGAAUUAAAUUAAAUAAGUUUGCAGAUCGAAUUCCAAGGUGUUUGAUGCUAGUAUUACUUGGUUGAAUUACCUUGUUGAAAUUUUCUGUAGAAACAGUUGGUAGGUAGUAUAUCAAGUUCACACGCUAAUUUAAGGCUGAUGAUGUUGUUCGGAUGGCUAAAUGUUAAUAUUUGCUGCCUUCUGAGGCCUUUGUUUGCGGCCUCUGUUUUGUUGCGGUUUAUCUUCUUCUUUGGCAGCUGUAAGCCUGUAACAGAAAGAUGGCGAGAGCGUAUAUCUAUUUUGAAACCUUAGUUA
Molecule: messenger RNA, 976 nt
Organism: Brachypodium distachyon (stiff brome)
Lineage: Eukaryota; Viridiplantae; Streptophyta; Magnoliopsida; Poales; Poaceae
Product: peptidyl-prolyl cis-trans isomerase CYP19-3
Exons: 2
Coding region: 135-662 (175 amino acids)
Biological process (GO): protein peptidyl-prolyl isomerization; protein folding
Molecular function (GO): peptidyl-prolyl cis-trans isomerase activity
Source: RefSeq, a predicted model, not a curated record